Pocillopora meandrina is the source of this 14907-nucleotide messenger RNA. Lineage: Eukaryota; Metazoa; Cnidaria; Anthozoa; Scleractinia; Pocilloporidae. The record is from the annotation of a GenBank genome assembly.
GUCGAAGAAUAGGAAUUUAAAUGAAAACAUAGAAGUUCCUAACAACAUACCGCAUAGAUUAUCUAUAUAAUGGAGUAAUUACUGCUUAUUCCAGUUAAAUGGAUGAGGUUUGUGAUAGAAAACCUUCUGAGGAAGAUCUGCUCGGCUGUUGGGAGGUAACGUCAAAUCCCAGAAAAUUAUUUGCCACAAAAAUCAAUAAUGGUUUCAGUUUUGCUGACAUUUCUCUCGACAAUGAAUGUUUUCAGAUAGUGUCUUGCAAACUACAAGAAGAGAGAUACCCAGACGUCGAAGGGUAACUUCUUAUUCAUUUCUGUAAACUGUAUAUUUUUAAUGAUUUGAAUAGCUCAUCCUAUUUUCUGUCUGUGAGCGCAAAUGUUUUGUGGUGAAAAUUUAAUUUUGUUGGGUUCUAUUUAGUCUCGAACGUUUAUGCGACACUUCAACAAGCCCUUAAAAUUACUUUUUAGUGAUGUGGUCAAACACGCAGCUCUGUAGCGUUACUUUGAUGUAGUUAUUCAUUGCUUUAUUUUGAGAUAUAGAGACUGCGUAUCUUUAGAGCCAACAGCAUAAGUUAAUAAUUAUAUGAUUAAGUUCUACCACUAAUAAUAAUAAUUUCCACCUGUUUUGUACUUUUUUUUUUUUUGAUGGAGCUCUAUCAAAUGAAUAAGGACACAUCCUGGGAAAUUGCCAAGAAACUUAAUCUAAGAAUACACAUUUAGGGGAGCAAAGCUUAUUGAAAAACAAUCGCAGAGUUAAAAUAUUUAAAAUAUUAUUACUGAAACAGCUGAAAGGGUACCUUACUUCACUCAAACUUUUUUGAUAAGUUAAGUCUGUACUCAAGCCAAGUGGCCUACCCAGUUGGAGCUUAUUCUGGUUUCCCAAGCAUGAAGGGCCAAGGAGUAGCACUGCUUUCCCCUGGAUGGGUAGCCAGUCCAUUGCAAGGUUACCCCCCUCUCCCCCUAGUAUUUCACCAGGCUUUCUUGUUAAUUUGUUGGUAUGCAUUUAUACUCUUGGCUGGAGAGGCACUACUUGUGAGUAAAUGAUAAAUUUUGCCCAAGACCACAAUGCAUUGACCAGGGCAAUAGGUCUGAGUUAGAGACCUGGCCUGGAGUUCAUUGCACUUACUAUUAGACCAAUGAAUUUCCCAUCACCUGCUAUCACCUUGUAUGCAAAGAAAUUUCUUCUUUGAUUUGUUUUCAGUCAUUUAUAAUCAUCUAAUCAGGUAUUCUACCAUUUAUAAUUAGUUAUUUAUUCCCCACUUUCUCAAACUGUGUCUUGUUCCUCUGUCCUCCUGCAUAUUUCUGUGAGUUUUAAUAAAAAAUGGACUUAAUUUUUACAUAAAUUACUAUUAUAUUUAUGAUUUCUUUGUAUAGAAUUGAUAAUCUGUUUCUUUUUUUCAGGGUACAAUUCAGUUUAGAGGAAGGUGGUGAUCUGAUCUGGAGUGUGCCUCCAACAUCAGAACAAGAUACACUUCCUUUCUUUUCUUGUGAAACAUUUGUGGUAAGAGAACUUUAGACAAGUUAGUGUUUGCAAGCUUUUUGUUUGAAUGCUAGAAAUUUAAUACCAAAGUGUCUCUCCUCUGGAUCUGGAGAUUAUCUUUGGUAAAACAACUUGCCUCUAAAUUAUAUUCAUCAUGCAAUCCUUGAUCUAGUAGUGUUACAGGUGUAUUUGUUGAAAUAAUUGUUUGCUCUUGAAUACUGUUCUAUUAAGAAUGUUUAUAACUUAAAGCUCUAUUUCACAACUGUUUUUAGUGGCAGAAUUAGAUUUCUUCAAAUCACAAAUUGUUAAUAAAUUUAUAUGUGGGCAAAAAGUCUUCUUUUUCUUGUGCAGGUCGAUGGCUUUUCAGGAGAGUUGGUUUGUUAUGGCAGCAAUGUUGACAAAAUUGCUUUAAGAGUAAGUCAAAAGUAGUAUAUUGCUGAAUAAGUAACCUGUUUUGGUUGCUCGUAACAAGUAGAAAAAAGUUUUGACUACUAAAUUUGUAUUGAAAGAGGCCAAUUGGAUGACCAGUCUUUGGUGGUUUUUAUUUUCUUUUCUUAAAAAAAUGCAACUUAAACAUAUCAACCAUGUUAAGAUCAUGUAAGGUGGUGUCAAAUGACAACUUGGUAACAGGUAAUAACAUUGCUGUUACUAAUUUACUCCUUAUAAGCCUUGUAUGCACUUUUUUUUUUUACCUUAUUGGCCACUCUAAAGUCAAUUGUCAUCAUGAAAUACUCGGAUCAAUAUCAGUAUCUGGGCAACUGCCCACCUACCCCUCCCCUAACUCAACAACAGUCAAUUGAUAACAAAUUAGGGUUAAUGUUGGGUUAGGGGAGGGGUAGGUGGGCAGUUGCCUGGAUACUGAUAUUGAUCCAAAUACUCCUUACAUUGCCAUACAUUAUGUAUCAUUUUAGUACUGAGAAUUUGGAUUUGAAUUCAUCAGUAUCCCUUAAUUCAUGUAUUACUAAUUCUCUCUUCUUAUUACCUUUCUACUUGAAAACAAAUGGAUUUUGUAAGGGAAAAACCCUUUUUGCUCUCUUCAGGAAGUGAACAGCUUUUUGUUUUGAAGGAUUUGGCGACAGGCUUGUGAAUGUUACCCUUUUCUCCUUUCUUGGAUGCCCUCCGAUUCCUUCCAUUCUUUCCUCUUUUUUCUUUCUUUUAAUUUCUUUCCUUCUGUCACUCCAGUCUUGCAUUUUUCAUGUUUCUGUAAUUUCUACAUAAAGUUCCUUUUUGUGUACAUGCAGUCAGUGUUACGGUUUCUCAUUUCCUUACAACAGGCAAUUCUGUAAUUUUUUGCUCUAUAGUGUUCUCUUGAAUCAAACCAGCUGGUCUUGUGUUAUGACAGACAUUUAAAGUUGUGCUGUCGAAAGGUAAAAAUAUGUUCAACAGCUUUGCAUUUAGUAUUUCCCUAUCAACAUCACAAUCACUAGAAAUGUAAAAAAAAAAUCUGGUCUGGAAAAUAAUGAAUUCAGAAUGAGCACCACAUUCCAAAAACAAUUGUCAUUAGGAUGACACUUCUCAUUAUUUAUCAUGACUUAAAACUUUUCAGAAAUUGGUUAAAGGUGUCACUCUGUAAAGGAAAAUGAUAGUUUAUUAGACUCAUUAUUUUCUGCUCUACUCUAACAUUUGUCAAAGUUUACAAUAAUUAUAUCGCUGUGGCAAAUUAUUUUGCCGUACUGAGAUCCAAGCCCUAUAUAUUUUUUCAGUGACUAUUGCCAGCUUUGUAAAAUGCAUCAUUACAAUUUCUCAAUUUUGCAUUUAUCUUUUUAAUUAGUUUCUCAGAAUCUGUUUGGUAGACCCUUUCAUUUUGGAAUUAAAUACAUGUGUUUUCAACCCAGGUGGAUCAAGUGAACUCUACAAAUCUUUCACAUGGUCCAUAUUCCUUACUUUCUGCAUUGAAGGAGGGCUUUUUCACAGAUAUCACCCUUACUGCUAGCAAUGGUGAAAAGGUGACUCAUUAACAAUCUAAUAAUGAAGUCAAUUUUGGCUUGUAUAGUGAAUUUUUAUUUAAUAGUAGAGUCUGUGAAUCAAGCACAAAUAUCAUGCCACAUUUAAGGCCAGCUGAAUAUUUUGUAUUUUGUAUAAAAAAAAAGACCUGUUUAACCGGUAAUGAUCCACUAAACACACUACACCUCUCUAUCUGCUUCACUUUUUCAGCCUUAUGAGAAAUAAGCAUAGAAUCAAGCAGUUGGAUAACAAAUUAUAAUAGUUGUUUGUAUUUUGACAUGCCCUAUGCACUCUUUGAAAUAUGGCACAACUUGUAAAAAUACUCAGCAAUACUACACACCAAAAUGUCUAAUUAGAUAUAUUUUGCCUAUUUUAUUUAAGUCUAUACAUGUAAUAUUAUAGCUGAGGCAGUUACUAAGUAUUAUUAGCUAGUACUUAAUAUUUCCAAAUACAGUCAUAUACAGUGGGUAUAUUCAAGGAUUUAAGCAAAGACAUUUUUGAGAUGCAGAUGGCAAAAAAAAGAGUAAUUCUGGCAUACUUUGGUGUAAAUUAUUGACUGUUAGGUCAUGGUUUUUGCAUUUUAAACAUAAAAGGUGCAGACCAGAAAGGUAAGUGAGCACUAGAAAUGAGAUCUUUAACCUUUCAGCUGCUGUCCAUGUUUCAAAAACAUUUGUGCAUGAGCCUCCUAUAUUUCUUGACCCAGAAGAUGUUUUGAUCAUCUCAAACUUUUCUGCAUCAUCAAAUUUCUUUUAUUAUUAGUUCAUGAUUGCAAUGUUCAUUGUUUACAAUAAAUGUAUGGAUUGACAUCCUGGGUGACAGUAUUGGAAUGUAAUUUACCUUCAAGUUAGAUCAAGUGUUUUCAGUUAAAGCUGGGUUGGCCCCUUUGCCAUUUAACAUGCUAGACUGUGGAUCAAGAGGUCUUACUAUUGUUUGAUCUCUGGCUGGUGUCAUGAAAUUAUGUCCUCUUGUAAAUGAAAGGCGACACACCUUUCUGUGCCUCUUUUUACGGUAGAGUUUGAAUGGGUACCCACAAUCUGUGAGGGAAGUGUGAGUUAGUGGUGGGAACUACUAGCAAUUAAGUAGCAUCUGGUCUGGGAAGGGUGGAAGUACCCUACAAUGAUUUGUGGUGCAGAAAGUGGGACAAACUAUGGUAUCAAAGGGUCACUGGGUUCCCAAGACACCUUUUUCUUCAUCCUGGUCCACUUUUUUUUUAAUCUUUAUUUUUGCAUUGUUUUUUAGUUCCAAGCCCACAAGACAGUCCUUUCUUGUUUCUUUACCGAUGUCUGUACAUGGGACAAAAUUCCUCCUUUAUUAGAAAAUCAGCCAUCAGAUGUGCUAAGGGCACUGUUACAUUACUUGUACACUAGUUGUUUGCCAGCUGACAUCUCAGAUGAAACUGCAAAAGAGCUUCAAAAAAUUUCCCAAUUGAAUGGGAAGGAUAUUGGACAUCUAAGCAAGCUUUGUACUGAGUAUCUUGAAGCAACAGCUGUGAAAAAUCGUAAGCUAUUGAUGAUGUUUAAGAACAUUUUAUGUUAGAUCUAUUUCAUUUCCAGCUUCCCCUUUUUUAAUUGUUAAAGUGAAUCAGGCAGCCUUCGGUAAUUUACAGCGUAGCAUCAGCUUUGAAACAUUGUCUCUCUAUACACAGAGAGGCUCAAUGGGAGUCAAUGGGAGAAGAUUUCAACAACAUGCCAUGGCUAAGAUUUGAUUAAGAGAUACAAAAAAAGAUUUGUUUUUAGGGCUUCCAUCAGAAGGACAACAUCCUUUAUCAUUCAUGACUGUGGCCUAAGAUACCAAUUCUCUUUCAAGUUUUCUUAUUGUGGUUAAUUUAAAAGUGAAAGCAUUUUGAAAACUACUCUCAGAGGAGAAUGCCUCUCAUGGAUCUGGCCACAGCAUGAUUCAAUCCUCAUAAAAAAAUGAUCCAUGUUUAUUCCUGAUUCAAAUGCAGCAUAUGGCUUGGGUUACGUGUAAUUUCUGAAGAAAUAGACUGCUCCCUGCUCCAAGGCCCUUUCUGUAAGUUUUUUGGUUUUCUACCCUCCAGAGAAAACAUUUCAAAAUAGUUGUGGUUCAAGUUAGAGUCAGUGAAAAGAGAACCUCUCUUCGCAAUGGCCAACUGAUGUGUAUCUAUAAUUCACUUUAAUUAUAUUUAAGUCCAUAGGACAUCUCUGCUCAUGGGUGGUUGGGCAUUAUUGAAUAAAUACAUUAGUCUUAAGCUCAUAACUUGGCUUGGAUCCCACUACCUUCCAAAUUCUCCAUCUUGCUUUUUUUCUUAAUGUGACCUUGUCCAUGCACCUUUAACCCUUUUCACAGUUGGCAGGGUUUUUUCCCAUAAAGCAUUAAAACUCCCCUUUAGUAAUUCUCCUUCCCAAGAUCUAAUGAUGUUAGUUCAGAGAAUUUGGUAUUGGAUCAACUAAUAAUCCCAUGAUUGUUAUUCUUCUCUAUUCUCAUCACCUGCCUGCUUGAUAUUGUAUUGGUAUUGUUAGGAGAAAUUCUGUCUUGGUCACUUGUGGGAGUGAAAGGGUUAAUCAUGGAAGCACAAUGGAUACCCAUCUUGUCUUUACUAUCAAAAUGGUACUAUCCUCAGUCUACUACAAUUCUUCAUCACAGAACUGUUGAGAAUUAUCUUUUCUUUAUUUUCCAGGGAUCAAAAGUCUUCUCAGUGACUUAUAUAGUAUAUUGGAGUACAUUUUACAAAUAUCAGAAUCUUUAGCCUCAGGAUUUCGUCAUGAUAGAACAAGUAAUGGAACCGUCAACACUGGAAAUGGAUGUAGAGUAGAUCCUCUAAAGAUAGUCAAAGUUACCAAAAUGUCACUGAGGCAACUAUCAAUAGGUAAAUAAUUUAUCUUAACAAUUAUAGUUUGUCUAAUUUAUAUGAGCAGCUCUUCAAAGUGGAUGUCCUUUGUUGAUCCUUGCUGUUGACAAAGAAGAGGGUCACAGCAAGAACAAGUAUAGGUGCUCAGUCUGACAGUCUCUGUGCUUCAUGCCUCAAACCCUUUAGACUUGCUCCAUGUCCAGGUUGACAUGGAUUCAGGUACUGUUCCAUCCUGUGCCAUUGGUGUGGUACUGCUGAUACAUCAACCGAUUAGUGCAUCACAGUAUUUGAGCUGGUACUCGGCUGAAAUGGGAUAACUUUACUCCAUAGGGUAGCAAAUUAAAGGGGUAUCCUGAUCCUGUUUCAUGUACAAAUAUAAAAAAAAUACAUGUCACAUGUACUUUGAACAGUAUUUCAUGCAUCAAAAAUUUAAAAGAGAGAGCUUCAAAUCCCAGUCUUCCCCUUGCGUUUUGUUUAAAUUAAUGCAUCACAUAAUGAUAUAUUAAUUUUGGGCCUAAUUGUGCAUCAUCUAUAUACCCUUUGCCACCCUCACUCCUCUGUGAUUAUUUGGGGACAAGCCACCAGUGGAUAAAUCAGAAAUUUGUUUAAAGAGUUAACUAACAUAACACAAUUAUCAAUGAUGUCCUAAGAAGUACUUUUCUUACCUUGUAUCCAUUGUAGAACUAUUAAGACUGGAGUUGUUGAUUUAACACAAAGGUGGUUUGGAGUAAAAAAAAAUUAACUGAAGUUUCAUUAAAUUACCAAUGUUCUGCUGUUAUCCUAUUCUUACCAGGAAUGUUGAAGUUUGUUUUGCUCUGUGACAUUUUUACCAAACACAAGUCUGACCUAUCAAGAGAAGAGAGACAAGAUAUUAUUCAGCACUGUUGGAAGAGGUAAAAGAAGAAACAUUUUCCAAUAUUUUGGGAUCUUCUGGAAAUUCCUUCAGCACUAGGUUAUGACUCAUUUGGUUCCACUUGGCACACUUGUCUUCUUUUUCUGUUUUUGUUCAAUCAAGCACUGACUUCAGUUUUACUGUGCCCAUGUACAGUGUGACAUGAAAAAUGGUAUUACACUAGUUCUAUAUUUCUUUAUUAAUUGUUUUUUUCCUCCUAGGUUGCCUUGUUUUGUGGAACUAGUGGAGAAAUUCUUGACAGUUUUCCAAGGUGCUUUAUCUGGACUCAGUGAGUCUGAGAGGGAAGACAUGGCCUUGCAUCUUAUUCCAGAGGUUUGUGAAUUUGAAAUAACUAUAACAGUUAAGCUUCAUGGCUCUAUCUUUUAAUAUCAAGUAAUUGUUGAUAGAUUGAUUGGUACUAUUGUAAUUAAAAUGUUUUUAUAACAAAUAUUAAACAAAAUUGAUAUUGGGACAAGAAGUGCUCUUGCAGUGUCUUUCUCCCCAUCUGAAAUAUUGAAUGGUUCCAACAAACUGGCUUGGAAACAGAGCGAAGUUAUCUGAAAUUAAUUAACCUUCCUUCAUCUCUUGCCCCAGAAACUGGGUCAAGAACAGGUUAUUUCAGGAUCAAUAAGCUUGUACAAGGGUUGAGGGAGGAAUUUGUAACAGAAGGGGGCACCCUACUAUUUCCUAUUACUCCAUUGUGUUCUUUUUCUGUACAUAGAUUGAGAAGAUUUGGUUAACAUCCACUCAGCUGGGAAGUGAUGCCAAUUGUGCUCUGGAGACAAUUACACGGAAAGUAGACAAAGAUCAUAAAUCGAAAACACAUCUUCCGAAGAUGGCAACUUCAUUAAGUAGAACGCUCAGAAAUGUGAGUAAAUACAAAGUAUUUAUAGAUCAUACUACUGGUAAAUCUACUUCAUCAAAAAGAAAAGAACAAAUUGUGAAAAGGGAACUUUAAUUUUAACUUUGAUCAUGUACCCUGGUUGCAAAACCAAUCAAAUGUCAUGAAUUGCAUAAUUAUGCAAUAAUCAGGUAUAGAUAGAGAGUGGAGUGUGGCUGUGCUCAUUGUUUGUGUGGCUAUGUUCAUGUUUAUUCUAUGAAAUUUUGGGAAUGGGAAUGUUUAAUUCCUCUUUGUAAGUAAACUGAGUUUGAUGUUAGUGUAGUAAGUUCUGUCACUUACAGUACGAACAGAGGAAACAAGGUUAUAAGAUGCACCAAUCAUAGCUCACAUACAAACUAAGAGAUAUUAGUAUGAUUUGGAUUUGUGUUAAAUUUGUUAAAUCUUCAGGCAGUUCACCUUAGAGAAGUUAUAACACUUAAAAGAUUUCACGAUAAGGUCUCAUCAUCACUUAUGUUUCUGCUGCAAAAAAGGUGAGAAAAUCUUUUUUCCCAAGCUCUGACCCUACAUUUAGAUUAAAUUGAUUAAUAUUUGUUGAACAAAAGCUAAGGCUGACUUUAUGUAUACUAACUAUUAUUCAUUGGGAUUAAAGCAUGGAUCCUGUUUCAACAGAAAGCCUUCACAUUCCAAAUUCUUUGCAAAUCCUUUUUAAUAGGAGUUGAACCCAUAUAAAACUCAACUUUAAAUCACUAUCUGUUCAUAAAAUUAACAAUGUUUUAUCACCUGGUAUUUUUUUUGAUAAACAAUUAUAUAAUUUAUAGUUACUAUCGUCAAUUGGGAUAAAUAAUGUAUUAUUAUUAUUACUAUCAAAUUCAUUAUUCUUAUCACUAUUUUUGUAAUAGUUAUCUGUCAUUAUUUUAAAUACCAGCACUAGCACUAGUAGUAACACUAGUAUUUGUUUUCGAAUUUUUAAUUAGUAUUAUCCUUAAUGUCCACGUAUUCUCGCUGUUUCAGGGGGGAUUUUACUUCUUUAUCAGAAGAACAGAAGCUGAGAUCUGUGUUAAAGACCAUGGAUAAUAUGAUGCUAGAGGUCAGUAAUAAUAAGUAUGUGUUAUUAGAAGAGACUAUUGUAUUAGUAGAGUGGGUAUACUGAGAGACAGCACUGGAAAGGGAUCAACAGUGACGUAUGCAGAGGUGGCUUGAAGGAGAGAGGCUGGGGAAGACCAAUGGUUAAUUGUAGGGGGAGGGGUGGGACUGUUUAGGGGUGGACUUGUAUGAAAUACGUUGGGAUUUCAUGUAACUGUUCAAAGUUUUGAGGUUAGAGAAACAAGGUGAGAGUCCAGUUAAUCAUCGAGCAUGUAGAUGACGUUUUUUUUAAUCAAUGCAGAUACCAGAUCACAUUCGCACUCUCCAUAAAUUUCCAAGAAUAUUUGAGAAAAAGAUGCCAUGGAAGCAGUGGAAGUAUUUGUGUAAAGAGUGGACGUCAUUCGUGGUAAGAAUUGGCCGAUCUAUAGCAAGUAAUUUAACGUCAUAAUUAUUAUAUAGGAACAUUUUAGGGCAUCAAUAAUUCAACAAGUGGUUCUACAAUAGACCAACAUUUAUCAAACAACUUAAACAAAAGCUUUAUUUUAAUUUGUUAGUUUUCAGAUCAUGAUAGUUGCACUCGUCAGUAAAACUUGUAGGGAACAUCGGGAAGAAAGGUUGUUAGGAACAUCUGUUAAAGAAAACUUACUGGUAAACCUCGCUGGUCAGUUUUUGAACAAGGCGCCUAUUAUUUGUCACAAAGUUUUCCUGGGGCAUAUGGGUGGUGAUUUUGUGACUUUUGUGCAUAAACUUAUUUCUUUUCGCAGAGUCUUAGUUUACGAAAAGUGUUAGCAAACAAAGAUAUUCUUGAGCCGGUGGUGGAACAGACAAUUGCUUUAAUUCAUGAAGACCAGUUUACCAAUCUUGUUCAGGAACUUGGUUUCCGAAAGGAGAGUUUUAGUGAGGACAAGGACGAGGACAUCACUAGAGAAAAGGUAACUUUUUAAGGAGAAAUCGCUCUUCACGGAUGUAAAAACUUCCUUAUUACUGAGAAAAAUGAGUGGGAACACUUACAGAACAUGGCGAUGGUAAAACAGUCAUUAAUAUUCACUGCGGUCAGUCUCUCGAAAUUUAUUUAUUCAUUUUUUUUUGGUGGGGGGGAGGGGAGACAUAUAACUGUUUCUUGUUUGAUCCAUCUGAACUUUUCGUGAAAAUCAUGUGAUUGCUUAUUGAUGAUAUCCUUGCAAUUGUUAUUAUAAUACAGGAAUAGUUUAAACUCUGUCGAUGAACAGUAAGUUUGGGGGAAGGGGAAAGGAGACAUAUAACCUAUUUCCUGUUUAUAAGUUUUUAGAGGUUGUAUGUAUUUAAAGAACGCUUUAGCGUUUAAAUAAGCAAUCAAACGUUUCUCGAAAUUUCUUUUCAUAAGAUUGUUUUUAUGACAAAAAGGCUUUUUAAUUAAGUUGACUUUCUCUUCUUUCUUGUAGAAGAGCAGAGGUCGUGUGGAGUCAGUAAUAACUUGUCCGCCGGCUGAUAAGAGCCCGCUGGCUCAAUCAGUCAACCAGCUAUUGAUAUCUGGAGCUCAUGCAGACAUGAAAUUUAUUUUUGACAAAACAGACUUAUCUCAUUACUCCGCAUGCACAGAGUGCAAAAGAAUAUGUGAUCAGAACGUAAUGGAGAUUGCUGCCCAUCGUGUUAUUGUAGCUACACGUUGUGAUUGGUUUAGACGGGCACUGCUGAGUGGCAUGAAAGAAUCUAUAGAAAGGUACGAGGGCUUUGUUAAAGCUCCUUUUUUGGGGUGCGAUGCCGAUCGUUUACAUAUUGUUUACGCAACUGGUUCACCAGUUCGCAGUCGAAAAAAAGGAGUGGAAAAGCUUGACCUGAGAAGCAGUUGGUUUAAAUAAGAAGAGCAAUUUUAAACUGAAUUUUAAAAUUAGCUUAGUUUAGUUCUGUUCCCUGAUUGGUCUGUAAAACUCGGCCCAGCCUCUUAACCAAGCAAAAGUGUUGUGAUUACUUCUGUCUUUGGUUGUACGACACUCAAUCGAAAAACUCUCUAAAGGAGUAGUUACGUCAAUGUUAGCAAUAUCUUGCGUUUUAUUCGUUUACCUCAUCGAACCCCAGGAAUACCUAGAGGUCGUUACUUCGUGAAUUUAUCACCUUAAGGGACCGAUUGCAAAAAUGUCUGGUUUCUCACUCGUUUGCGUGUGAACGGAAGAAAGGAAAUGCGUAGAAAAUACACGUACGGACCGAAGCGAUCGACGCCUUAAGAAAAUCCGUUUACCAAUGUUACUGGACCCAAACCUAAGUGAUAAAAAUAAAGAAACAUUUCCUUUAGAUAGAGAGGAAGAAAGAAUGGCGUAUUUCUGAACUCCUCGGUCUGGUCGACAUUUACUUGUCUAAUGAGUUUGUUGGCCGAGUUGCCAGUGAUAGAUACAAUUUGUUGGUUUUCAGGCGGAUUUUAAUUCCCGACACGAGUCCAUGUUUGUUCUACAAGUUCCUUGGUUAUCUGUACAGCGGUAUUCUUGAUAAGGACAGCCUUAGUUUGGACGAGCUUGCCGAGGUGAUAGCAUUGAGCGAUAAGUACGAGGUAAGGGGUAAAAUUCUCUUCUUCUCUCGACCACGUUCUUCUUUGUGUUUGACACAAUUAAUUCAGUCGGAGCAUUAGCGUAAGCAGUACUCAUUUAGAAUUUCAUUCCAUGGUUCGUAUGGGAAAACAGAAAUCUCUCGAUAGAGCAAUUUUUAAAAGAGCGUCAAAACUAAUUGGGAAUCGCUUUGGUUUUGCUUUAUUCCGGUUGUUUGUUUGAGAAAACCCGCGCCACACUCUCAACCAUUCAGAUUCAAACUAAAACCAAUCACGACCUGGUCACACGCGUUUUCCCGCGCUUCAGGUGUUUUGCUUGUUGUUACGUCGAGUCUUCAUUCUUCGUGAUGUUUUCCUUGCCAGGAUUGGCCGUCCACAUCUCAGUGAGAACUCUUGGUCGCUAAGGAAUUUAUUACUAGUAUCUCUGUCUCUAUUUUUCUUCGAUUAUUGAUGGCUUUUUACAGAAAAUUUGGCAUUUUCAAUUCCAGGUGGAUUCUCUAAAAGAAAUUUGUGAGGGAGUCUUACUUCGAGACAUCGAUGGAGAUAACGUUUUGCUGUAUCUUGGUAUGGCGGAGCAGUAUUCUGUGGCUCUUUUAAAGGUAGGAGACGCGUAGAGCACCGAACGGGACUACAUGUAACUCACGGUGCCAAAAAUUUCCAAGUUCGCCUUUCAUGAGUCAACUUAAAAUCAAUUCCCAGUUUUGGUGUUUUGAUAUUGCGACAUAACCCUACAUGAAGAGUACUUAUGUUUUUGUUUUUUUUGUUGUUUUUUUUUUUUUCAGGAGGAAUCAUUUAACUACAUAACGUUGCAUCCUGAAGUCUUGGAAUCAGAAAUGUUUGAAGAGCUCCCUGACACUUUGAAACAAAGUAUCGAGGACAGAAUUCGUCAAAACAUGUAAGUGAAUUUUGGUUGGAUAUACGGUAAGGUCAGCGGGUCAUAAAAAACACUCCUUUACUGUAUUGACCUUGCUUUACUUAUGACUCGCCCACGAAGCAAACUCCAACCUUUAUACCAAUCUGAUUCCACACAGAAAUUCGGGAAAACGGAGGUGAUCUAAGAACAACUGUAGAGGGAUUAUUGAGGCUCAGUGGGGUUUUCAGUCUCUGAGGUUCAUCCUCUUUAACUUGCAUUCAGGUCGUAAGACCAACACAUCUCAUUGGAUGACAAACAUUUUCUUAUAAUUUAGGCCACAGGCUAAACCAAUAGCAGAGGAAGUAAAUCAGGCACUUGCUGUAAGUAUUAAUAUAAUAUCUUUGAAUGGAAGUUACCCCCUUGUAUUUUAUCUAGUAACUGCAUACGAGACUUGCUUUUUCACUUGCUGGAGUACCGGUAGGAGUACCGCUUCUCCUCCAACAUUGGGUGAUGAUGAUAACGAUGCAUUUAUGUAACGCACUCUCUACAGGAAAAUUCCCUAAUGCGCUUUACAACAUUGUGGGGGACUUAACCCAGACUGCAUUGAGGAGUUACAAUUGCUGAUAGGGAAUUUUACAGGUGCUCCCAACUUAGGAAUUUUUUGAAACAAGGCCAGACCACAACAACGGAGCUACAUUCCCUACUCUUUGAGAGAAGUGCGUGGGUUCUUUAACGUCCACUGCUAACUAGUACAGACAAGAUGCAGGAGACGAGGUUUUCUUCUUUCAAAGAAGACUAGAAAGUCUUCAUUUCCAGAUGUCAUCAAAGAACAGCAGCUAAAGACCCUAAUUUGUCCGGUCUUUACCAGAUGGCCUUUCCGGUUUUUCAUCACGUUUAGGUAGUUGGCCUUUUUUUUUUUUAUAUUCAGGAGGGAGAGAGUCAUUGUGAGGGUUGCACGUCCUUCCUCUAGGUCUCGCUAAAGAACGCAAUCCAGUUACCCUGGAUUGGCCAUGAAUUCCAGCGCGCUGAUCGUGUCUUUUAAUCCACAGAUUACCCGUUUAGAAGAUUUUGAAGGCCUGCUCGAGGACGAUUUUGUUGAAUAUUCGGAGGACAGUGAUGAUGACAACGACGAUGACGUCAUGCCACGUGGUAACAGUCAAAUAGAGCGUUGUAUUGAACAACUUCGUGAUGUCCUCGGAGAUGAUGUGCCGCGGAGAGAACUGGUACGAGUGACUCUUGCGGCGGAUUGUGAUCCUAACAGAGCUCUUAACUUUUAUUUCACUUAACGUUUUAGAGGAAAUUUCAAAGCUUAUUUCGGGUAUUUCACAUGAAAAUGGUAAAACUACAGUAGAACCUGUAUUAAGUGGUCACCUUGUAUUUUGCGGUCGGUUGUCAAAGUCCCGAAUUUGUUUCUCUCCAAUAACUGUUAAGCGGUCUUGGUCACCUUUGAGUAAGUGCCAUCGGUUAGUUUUUUUCCCACCUCUACUGAACGGUCAUUUUAAGUGUAUCAGCACAAAUUAAACUAAGAAUAGCCUUUUAAAUAAAAAUGAGUCCAUUUUAUCGCCCGAAAUCAAUGUUAGUGGCAUUUUUGAGGGAUUUUUUUGUACAUAAGUGGUCAGUUAUGGCAUUAAACGGCGUUUUUUCGUGGUACCCCUAUCCUGUGGAACCUGUAUUAAGCUGUGGAACCUGUGUUAUUCCCGUGGGUGACCGCUUAAUACAGGUUUGACUUUAGUUGGCAAAGCACACGAAAAAUCUUCACUAGCGCGAGAGAUUAUCCUACAUGACGUAACUACUGCUGUGACGUAAUCGUUGCGUAAAACGCUCAAAAAGAAAUGGCGCUUUCAAAAAUUUCUUCUCUGAGGAGGGUUUCAAUACAAAUUCCAGCCAUUUUGCCAGAAGAUUGGGAAACAUUUGAAAAGUAAACCUAACAAGAGAUGGAACGUGUGGGCGGGAACAAAAUAAAUAAAUAAUAAACAGGAGUUGUUGAAGAGAUGGAAGUUAGCGGCCUUUUUUUUUCCCUUUGUCGGCUUUGUAAACUGUAAAGCUACGUAUGUUGACAGUGACAAAUGACAAGUUUUAUUCCGGCAAAAGGUUGAUAAAGGUGUCUAAACACCUUAUCCAAAAAAACACCUUGUUGACACCCUACAGGUCUCCAAGACUCUACCGGUAAUUUAAAAAAUUUUCCAAAAUUUUGACUGGCAAAUCGUUUCUCAAUGUUGAAAUUUUGUACUAAAAAUUGAAAAGUAAGUACUUGUAGAUUUUAUUUUACCCAAUCUCGCCAAAGCUGUCAUUCGAUUUUUGUAAAGAGCUUUGAGAUAAAACGUUGAAUUCAUAUGGUUAUGAAUAAUGAUUUAAAACAGUUGCUAUGUGGGACGUUAGCGGGACUCGGAUUGAAACUAAAUGAUGUCUUUUGUACCAAAAAUAUGCCUUAUUUAUAAGGGUAAAUGCUGAAAUUGUAAUAAUUAGGAAAAGUAAAUAAAAACCCAUGCAGAAG